CACCCCUCCGCCCGCCGCACCCUCUCCCUCGAGCCUCUCUCCCUCGAGCCUCGCUUCUCUCGCAGGCUCCCUCCCCCCCCUCCUCCCGCUCUUCCUCUCUCGAGAUGGGCCGCAAGGGCAAGAACUCGACCACUCGUCACUGUUACUCCACCCGGGAGCGCCAGCUGGACUCCCGGGAGUCCAAAUGGGGAACACAGCGUCUGCGCCUGUCCGGGGACUCGCAGCACCGCUGGGACCACUGUUGGAUUACCCAACAGCGCCCCUCGCGCCCGGUCAUCACUCCCGAUGGGUACCUCUACGAUUAUGAGGCGAUUUUGGAGAACCUGCUGGUCCAGCGCCAGCAGCUGGUCGCCGCGCGCGAUGAGCAGGCCCAAGCACGCAAGCGCCAGGCCGACCGGCGCCAGCGCGAGCAGGUCCGCGAUCGGGCCAAGCGCGUCCGGCAAUUUGAGGCCCUCGACUCGGGUGUCAUUUCGGCCAGCAGCACCGGCCCGGACCCGAAGAAGGCGAUCGCCGUGUCCUCCGCCACCGGGCUGGACGUUCCGGCGGCUCACAGCACCGACAGCUCCCUCGAGUCGGCUGCCGAUACGAGCGACCGGUCGGACGUCCGGUCGAGUUUCUGGAUCCCCGAGAAUGCCCCGGAGCUGGACUCCGACGAGGAGGACGCGCGCCUGCAGCAGGCACCCAUUCCCAAGUCCCCCUCGUGCCCGAUCUCUGGGCGCCCUCUGCGCAUGAAAGACCUGAUCCGGGUGGUCUUUACGCCGGUGUCCGACCCGGACUGCGCCCGGGGCGACACCCCCUGGAUGUGCCCGGUCACCCAUGAGACCCUGACAGAUGUGACGUCGGUGGUUGUCCUCCGGCAAUCGGGCUACAUUGUUUCGCGGGCAGCCCUGGACCAGGCCAUUGCCAAGGACCGCCUUGAUCCCUUCGCCCCGGCUGGCGCGCCAAAGAUGGACCUCGCGCGUGAUGUCAUUCCCCUGAAGACCGGCGGCACAUCCUUCGCCGCUUCGGCCGAUGCUGAUGCCCUCAUCGUCAAGAAGGUCAACCCGGCAUUCAAUUAGUGGAGGAUGGCCCGCCCGGGAGGCCGCAGGCUGCGCCUCCAGCCGGGUGUCUGCCCCUAGCACUGCCCCCCCCC
This is a messenger RNA of Fonticula alba, 1132 nucleotides long. RefSeq lists its product as hypothetical. The transcript is spliced from 4 exons. The record is from RefSeq and is a predicted model, not a curated record. Gene Ontology annotation, molecular function: ubiquitin protein ligase activity. NCBI's taxonomy places the organism in Eukaryota, Rotosphaerida, Fonticulaceae. The coding region runs from base 105 to 1058 and encodes 317 amino acids. Gene Ontology annotation, cellular component: nucleus.